AUGCAGCGGAGAUUAAGCGGUCGAUGGCAGGGUUGGGGUAUAGGAGCAGGUUGUUGUGGUGGUAAUGGGUUUUUGCGGCGGUGGUCGGAGGAUUGGGAAGGUAGAUUUGAGAGGGUCCAAGAGAAAAAAGUCAAGAAAAUUUCUGAAAUGAAUGUAGAGCUUUCCAAAUUUGUUGGAAAUGGCAGUAUUGCCAGUUCAAUUCCAACAGAAGGAGCACCUUACAUAGGGAUAUCGAAGGAAGAAGGAUGUGAAGGUGGUGCAUUAACCAUACCCCUGGUUGGAGGACUGGACAACCAACUGACCUGGGUUCUUGAGAGUGCUCGUCAGUUCUAG
Molecule: messenger RNA, 333 nt
Organism: Fraxinus pennsylvanica
Lineage: Eukaryota; Viridiplantae; Streptophyta; Magnoliopsida; Lamiales; Oleaceae
Source: the annotation of a GenBank genome assembly